UUUGUUUUCUAUAUAGGUUAUGUUUAUUGUAAACAAUGAAAUGCAAACCUGAAUAAUUUAUGUACUCGGGUAAAUUAUUGUUUUUUACGUAUUUUAAAGUUAGGAAACGUGUAGAAGGUAUAAAAUUUAUAAUUGAAAGCUAAAUUUCUAGUCUUUUUACAGCCUUGAAUUAAAUAUUUUAAAAUUACGUGGUGUGAAUAGAUAACUUACCUAAUAAGACAAUGCUAUUCAAAAGUGAAUUUUAAAUAAUAUUCUUUAAGAAAGUCCCAGUAAUUAACUUAGUACUCCAAGUGCCUCAAUACUACCAUUUGCUUCAUAAUCAAAUAUUAAUAGUCCAUUUCUAAGUAGGGUAGUUCUACUGUAGCCUACUUUUUGUUCGUAGUACUCAAAGUGCCUAAAUAGAAUACUAUUACUUGCUUCAUGAUCAAAUAUUAAUAGUCCAUUUCCAAGUAAUUCUACUAUACUUUUUGUUCGUUUACAUAUAUUGCCAGUAAAAUAGAAUAUGGAUAGUUGAAAGUGAUGGCCCAAGCUCAAUUGCCGGUCCCUGUUAUCGGGUCCAUAGUGCAAAUGGAUUGGCACAGUACUGCAGAAGGAGAAACUGUUCUCCAACAUUUCUACAAUCCACAGACUUCAGGAAGAAAGCUUUUUGGUGUUUUGGAGAGACCACCAGUUGCCCCCCACAUUGAAGAGGUUUCUUACAAGUUGUUUUUCGCUGGAAAGGCAGGAGUUGGAAAAACGUCGACAAUUUCCCGUUUAGCUGGAACUCUUCCUUCUGCCAGUUACAUAGAAACAACCGGCAUCCGAAAAACCAACAUCUACUGGCCUGUCAAAAUUUGGGAUAAGAUUAUUCUAUUCCGACUUCAGUGCUGGGAUGCUGGUGAACAUGCCGUUAAAAAAUACGGCCAUAUUUUUCCGUCCUGCAAAUCGAAAUCUGAUGGAGUCGUCAUCAUUUUCUCAUUCAUGGAUGAAAGCAGUUUUGCCGAAGUGCCUAAUAUAAUUUCCAAAGUAACCAAAAAUGAUCAGAGUCCUCCAGCCGUGAUGGUGUUUGGAACCAGAUUCUGCAUGUCUUCAAAAUUAGAGGUUUCACUGAACGAAAUCAAAGAGUUGGAACAGAAGUACCACGUGAACGUGAUGAAAGUGAAUAAAGUGACGUCAGUUUCCCAUGACCGCAACGAGGUGCACAGAACUGCGCCUCUACUCAAUGCUAUUUGUGAAAAACUCUGGAUAAGAGACCAAGAAUAUAUCCUCAAAAACGGUAUGACUGUCUAAACUAAAUUAAGAUUAAGGCAGAAACCAAUCAUGAGUGGUGGAGUCACCAAUCGUUGGUCUGCUCACACUUGAUAGACCCAACUUAUGUAGAUCUACAUCAGUCUGUAGACUCAGCCUACAUGUGUGGUAAAUUUGAAAAAAUGAACCAAACUUGUCUAUUAUUAUUAUUAUUCAAGUAUUAAUUCCAAUUAAUAUGGUUGAUUGAGUAUUACUAUGAUCACUAAGGGCCGGUUUCCGAGCUCGGGAUUUGGCUAAGUUCUAGACUUUAAACAGCUGCAGUAAGAAAAUUGGCUUUCUGAAACGGGGCGUAGUCGUAGUCAUUGUCAAAGUCACGUUUGAAUU
Molecule: messenger RNA, 1611 nt
Organism: Nilaparvata lugens (brown planthopper)
Lineage: Eukaryota; Metazoa; Arthropoda; Insecta; Hemiptera; Delphacidae
Product: ciliogenesis and planar polarity effector 2
Exons: 4
Coding region: 520-1269 (249 amino acids)
Molecular function (GO): GTP binding; GTPase activity
Source: RefSeq, a predicted model, not a curated record